UCCCAGGGGAGGGAGAGGGGUCAGCCAGGGGGGAGCAGGAGCUCUGUGGGGCUCUGGCUCACCCCCCACCACCCUCCCCAGUCUUCCAGGCCCAGCUGUGGAUUUUCCUCAUUCCCACGGCCCUGGGCUUGGUGCAGCUGGGCCUGUUCCUGGAGCAGAUGGGUUUCUUCCUGCGCCACCUCGGCACCUCCCUCAGGACCAGCCUCUCCCUCUGGAUCCUGGGGGUCUACCCGGUGUUCAGCAUCAUGUCCCUCAUUGGCAUGUACAUCCCCCGCUCCUCUUUCGUGUGUAUCUUUGUUGCUAACAUGUCCAACCUGCGCCGGAUGACCCUGGCCGUGUACCAGCUGUCCCUCAUCAGGACCAUCCUCUUCUUCGUCGCCCUCAUCCUCUGGACCGACGAGAAGUACGACUAUGGCGAUGUGAGCUUCACCAACCCCAACGCCUACAUCAACGCCAUCGUCGCCAUCUCCACCUGGCUGUCCUUCUACGGCUACCUGCUCUUCUACCAGGCCGCCAGGCCGGCCCUGCCCGGCUCUUCUGCAGCCUGCAGAGGGGCAUCCUGGAGACCAUGGGGGCUCUGGGCGCCAUCCCCUGCCAGCCCCCGCUCUCGGCUGACACCCGCUCCCAGAUUAUCUAUUACUACUCCCUGGUGGUGGAGAUGUUCCUCAUCAGCCUCUUUGCCCGUUACUGUUUCCGACGGGUCGAGCUCCCGCUGGAGAACGCCCCAGACACCAAGAGCCAGGCCUCCCAGACGCAGCCGGCCCUGAGCGGCUCUGUGGAGGACGGCGUCUCCCUCCCGGGCCUUAACGCCUGCUACUCCCCCGACGCGAGCCUCUGCCGAAUCGAGCACACGCCCUUGGACCGCUUCACUUUCAGCCCCAGCUUCCCCCGACCUGGAGGAGGACAGGGCCAGGCCUGGCCAGCUGGAACUCCUGCCGGGGCCCUCGAGAUGGGAGAGG
Messenger RNA from Pelodiscus sinensis (Chinese soft-shelled turtle), 959 nucleotides. Lineage: Eukaryota; Metazoa; Chordata; Testudines; Trionychidae. The record is from RefSeq and is a predicted model, not a curated record.